Molecule: messenger RNA, 1430 nt
Organism: Dendrobium catenatum
Lineage: Eukaryota; Viridiplantae; Streptophyta; Magnoliopsida; Asparagales; Orchidaceae
Product: nudix hydrolase 20, chloroplastic
Exons: 10
Coding region: 125-1216 (363 amino acids)
Molecular function (GO): 8-oxo-dGDP phosphatase activity
Source: RefSeq, a predicted model, not a curated record
GCUCUUGAUAUAGCUAACCUGUCCAGCUCAAGCGGCCUCCAAGCCGGAUCACUUGCACCCGAGGCGCUGUUCAUCUUCCAGGCCAGAAGAAGGACAAGCUCAUGUGCGGGCCUUCGCUUCUGCCAUGGCUUACAGACACUUUCCCAACGUCGUCGCAACUCUCCGAAGCUAUCCUUUAACGUGCCCUCGCGUCGGAAUUCAGUCAGUGAAACCCCCGAAGUCGGUUCGCCGAUCUAUGGUCACCGGCCUCCGGGCGCUAAUGCCGGUCGCCGGCUUCGGGUGGGAUGAUGCCCUCCGAGCAGCCGAGCGUGACGAUGACGAUCUCUCCGAUCUCCGAGGAUACUUCCAGAGAGUUCGGACUUGCAAUCGUGGAUCCGAAUUGCAGACUCAGUUCGUUCCGUUUCUUGUGGAGGAUGAAGUUGUUGGUUACAUACACGAAGGCUUUAUCAACCAUCUUAUAAAGUUUCAAGACGUCUUUACCUUUAUGUCGGAUAAAGAUAGCAGUGCUGUUGGUGCUCAUGUUAAACUUCAUUCAUCACUCAAGACAUCGGAGGAUCGAACAAGUGCUGUUGGGGACAUCAUUAAAUGUUUAGGAGACCUUAUUCCUGGUAUUCGUAACGAGCUAUAUCCGGUAACAUCAUCAUUUGGCAAGCAAAUACUCUUCUCUCUUGAACGUGCUGCUGCUCCCUAUUUCGGCAUAAAGGCUUAUGGAGUUCAUAUAAAUGGAUAUGUAGGCAAGAGUGGGCAGAAAUUUCUUUGGGUAGCGAAGAGAAGUGAUUUCAAGCCUACCUAUCCAGGAAGGCUUGAUCACCUCGUAGCUGGAGGCUUGCCAUUUGGGAUCACGUGCAAAGAAAAUCUUGUGAAAGAAUGUGAGGAGGAAGCUGGCAUUCCAAGGUUUAUCGCUGAAAAAGCUAUCUCAGUUGGAGCAGUAUCCUACAUGGACAUUGAAGGGUACAGAUUUAAGAGAGAUGUUCUUUUCUGCUAUGAUCUGGAGCUCUCGUCUGAUUUUGUUCCUAAGAAUGAAGAUGGUGAGGUUGAUAGCUUCAAACUGAUUCCAGUAGUUCAUGUUGCAAACAUUGUUCGAAGAACCGAGUUCUUUAAGCCAAACUGUUCACUCGUCAUUAUGGAUUUUCUGUUCAGACAUGGGUUUGUUAGUCCUCAGGACUUCGGUUACUUAUCGCUGUUGCAUAGCUUAAGGAGUGGAAAUUGCUCUUGAACCUAUUAAGGAUCAACGGUCGAAUCCAGUUCAUCAGAAUUUUAAAAUUUAUUUUCAGCCAGUAUUAUACAUCUGAGCUUCAAGCAAAUCUCAACUUUAUUUAUACUUGAACUUUGCCGAGUGGCCGAUACUUGGAAGGACUAUUGCUAAUGAUGUUGAAGUUUAAACUCUAGUGGCCUUAUAGUUUAAAGUUUCAUUUGGGGCGAUUUUUUUA